AUGCACAAUAUUGUAAUUAGUUUUGGAAAUAUAAAGAAAUUUUUCAAUUUAAAUUUUACGCAACUCUAAUGUUUUAUUUUUACUAUAUACCUUUCAAUUAUUAUAAGUAAUGUGCAACAAGAUACUUUUUAUAUUUUGAAAAAUUUAGAACUAUAACAUAUUCAUUAUUUACAUUACAUAAUGGAAAUUUAUAUAGUUAAUCAAUAAAUCUUAUUUAAUAUUAUCAUUAGAAAACUUUACUCAUAUGGGUUGUCAUAUUAGGAAAUAACAAAAGGAAAUAAUCCUAGUUCCAGAUAUCAAAAACAUAGAAUAUAUAUAUCAAUUGAAAACUUAAGGACCAAGAAAAAUGUUAAUCUACUAAUGGGGGGAAAUUAAUUUAUAAUCAAUAGGUAUGUCCUUGAAAGUAUAAGUUAGUUAAUAGUACCAUUAUGAGAAGAAGAAGUACUACUUAAACAAAUCCUAGUAAUAGCUGAAGAGGUUCCAUAACUUAUCUAUGAGUUUAUACUUAUGUUAUAUUAUUUGGAAUUAUAUGUAUUCAUUCCUCAAUCUAAAAAAGACUCUUAAACAAAAAAAUUUCGAUAAAAAUUUCUUCAUUAACCUGUUUAGAACCACUAAAUUAUAAAUUAAUGAGUGGGAAUAUAAUAUAAUUAGUAUGAGUUAUGAAUAAUUAGAAUAUUUAAAUGUAUUAUAUUAGUAAAUAGCUUUUUAUUAUCCAAAAGAGUAAAUUUCGUAUGAUGAUAAUUUGUAAUUAUUAUAAACAUACAGAUGUAAUAAUCACCUUUACAAAAGAAUAAUGUUGAAAUAAAUAAGAGAUGAUUACAGAUAUUAAAGUAUAAAACACUUUAAAGGGAAGAACAAAAAAGGGAAGAUUUUACUUAUUUUGAAUGUGUAAAAAAGGUAAUUUUGUAAAAUAAAGUUAUCAUUAUAAUCGAAAUCUUACGAUAAAUAUUUAUAAAGAAGAGAAAGCCGCUAUAAAUGA
Messenger RNA from Paramecium pentaurelia, 979 nucleotides. The record is from the annotation of a GenBank genome assembly. NCBI's taxonomy places the organism in Eukaryota, Ciliophora, Oligohymenophorea, Peniculida, Parameciidae.